UAAACUAUCCAUUCGCCGUUUCUUGUAUUGGAAAUCUGGCAGCGCAUUAUUGGCAGGGCAUCUUCUCAGAUCACUAUUGGAAAUAUUUAACGCGGUUUGCUAGUCGAAUUCCAUUCACUUCUGAGUUUCAAGCUAUCCGAGUAACUGUUUAUUGGAUCACUUAAAUAAUGUCGUAAGCAAUCCUUAAUUAUGUGCGCAAUGCGAUGCAUAUCUUCUUAGGCACAAAUUGAUAUAAAUAUGGAUGUUUCCCGUUGUCUGGAAUAUUGUUUGAAUGUUUCUAUUGGGAGUACUUAGUAUUCAACCAAGUCAACGCUUGUGUCUAUUAACCGUUCGUUAAUAGUAGCUAUAACAAUGGAGGAAGGAUACGGGACUCGGAGUGUAUCUGAGUGAAGAUGGGUAGCUAUGGGGAUCGCAAAAUAGUGGAGCAGAUGUCGCCUGGACCGGCCAACAACACCUCCGCGUACGUGAACGGCACGUGGGCUAGUUCUGGCGACCACGCCGCCCUACUACUGAGGACUCUCGGAGAACGCCGGAAGGGAGUGACCACAGUAAUUCUCCUCACAAUUAUCUACACCGCAAUCUUUAUCACGGGCGUGUUAGGCAACCUGAGCACGUGUAUCGUAAUCUGGCGGAACUCGUACAUGCACUCGGUGACUAACUAUUACCUUUUCAAUCUUGCCGUGUCAGACGUUCUUACCCUUUUUAUCGCCCUGCCGCCGGAAGUCUACUCGAUCUGGGAAGCGUACCCAUGGCGUUUUGGUGAGCCGUUUUGCAUUAUCAAGACAUUCGUCAUGGAGAUGACUUCAUAUUCAUCGGUGCUCACCAUCACAGGUUUUACAAUCGAACGCUACAUGGCCAUAUGUCAUCCAAUUAAAUUGCAGCCAUGCUGUCAUGUUUCAAGGGCGACUCGCUGUAUCAUUAUAAUAUGGACUAUUUCGACGUUCAGUGCCUUGCCGUACCCGGUACAUUCAAGGACGUUCUACUAUCUGAGCGACCCGCAGACGGGACGGCCUAUCGCGGACUCGCUUGUUUGUAACAUUCCACACCGAUGGACGGGUCGUAUGAUCUCGGUGUUUCAACUGUCCACUUUUGUAUAUUUCCUCGUGCCCAUGGUUGUCAUCACUCUCAUUUACGUGCUCAUCGGCGUCAGACUGCGGGCCACGGAACUCACGGUGCCCGCCAGCCCACAGUACGGCAAGACCACCGCCACAAGAGCCCGCCGGGCCAUCCUCAGAAUGCUCGUGGCGGUGGUGGUAGCGUUCUUCCUGUGCUGGGCUCCUUUCCACGCUCAGCGACUCAUGACCCUGUACGUGGAACACUGGACUUCAAAGCUCAUCGAAGUGCAGGGAUACCUCUUCUAUGUGUCUGGAAUCCUGUAUUUCUUCAGCUCAACUGUGAAUCCAAUUCUAUAUAAUUUGUUGUCGAGGAAAUUUCGUCGGGCUUUCAAGCGGACAUUGUGCAGAUGUUUCGUGAGUGCGAAUUCACUGCCAACCUUUUAUAUGCUCAAGGCUAAGUUUAUAAACAAUGAUGGCGAGGCGGGCUCGUCUCGGGGACCGUCCAUCAGCCGCCCGGCUCAGCAGAAGCACAGGUUGAGGCUGGUCUCAUAUUACAAGAACGAAAAACACGCCCCGCGCUGCCGCAGAACGCCAGAAAAACCAUCGACACGAGACACGCUGUUGAAUAAAACCACCCGGAGUUCAACUUGCAGCUCGCACGCGCAUUCUGACGGAGGACUUCACGCACUGUGUCGUCAUAAACGCUGCACGAGCAGACGGAAAAGCUCGUUAACACCGCGACUGAAUGGAUUAGUGGCUUCGUUUCAGGAUAUUAAAACACUGCGACGUAAAGACGUAACUGCAAGCCCAAGCAGACUAAAUGCUUACAUACCAGACGACAAGGAUGACACAUAUGAAUGUGAGUCUACCACAGACGCCCCGAUACUGCGAAUAACGCUGAGAGUGUAGCUGAUGACAAUCAGCUGUGUUGGUCGAGAUCGUAUCAUUAUUAUACGUAUAAUCUGUUUCAAUGUACAUGUUGUAGACAAAUUAAGAUGUAUCGAAGAGGUAACAUAUGUUGGACUAGUUGGUAAUGCCGUUAUCUCUAGUUGCGGGUUUCUGUCGGUAUCAGUUUCAAUUUGUUUGAAACUCAUGUAUCUCGUUAAAAGGACUAGACACCAGAUGGUGAAAAAAUCGGCAAAUUCAGUUUUUUCCUCAAAACAAGCCUAGAAUUGUCAAUGCGAGCAUAAAGGAGGUCGAUAAUGCACCAUUUUACAUGAUUUAAACAAUAAACACAACAAUAAUGUUGCUGUCUCAUCUGGAUUUCCCCGCUAAUCAAUAGCGCAUAAUGGUUUCCGAGUUGAAGUCAUGUCUUUUUGAGUGAUAAACAUAAUGAUGUCAUUUUACAACUUACAAGAAUUACCGUAGGGUAUAUUUUGUAUUGGAAAAAUGCUCAAAAGCACCGUAAGAUGCAUGUGUCAUAAGCGAUGUAACACAUCAGUAAGUAAGACUCAUUGCGUUGUACACAACAACGUCAGCGUUCAGUAAAGUUUUGACAUUUUUAUUAUUUUCUUGCAAUUGUAUCUUCAGGUGUCUAAUUCCUUUAACCGAGUACAGCUGCAACGUUUCUCUCCCUAUCUGACAAUGACGCCUGCUGACACUGCACAAACUCUGCCUUUCGUGUUCAGCCAAAUGUAUUGAUAAGAUAUACUCGUUUUAUAUGUUUUAAAGUGAUAUAAGUUAAUGUUUAUAUGAGGUACAGCCAAUACAUUUCCAGAACAUUCGGCUUCUUUAUUUGUCUAGUAUUGAAUAUAAUUCUUAAUUAGUUACAACACGAAUGGAGCAUUAAGUUAUUUUUAUAUCUUACCUUAUAUCCUAUGACAAACUAAGGGUUUAGUUAUAACAGACGACCGAAUUGUGUAUAACAAGUUAUUUUGGACCAGGCAAUGUUGACUUCUUCGAUAGCUUGAUCUGCCGGCCCCGGUCUCAUUCGUUUUUUUAUGUAUCACGUGAGAACAUUUACUGCUGCACCGUAUUGUUUGUUAUCUGACAUUGAGACUUGCUGACGCUGCACUAUCACUUUCUUCGUGUACAGACAUAUUUAUUGAUAAGAUAUUAUAUUGUCUGUAAUGAAAUGAUAUAUGUUACUGUUCAUUGAAAUUAAAGCCAUUACAUUUCCAGAAAA
Messenger RNA from Mya arenaria, 3180 nucleotides. Its product is annotated as pyrokinin-1 receptor-like. The record is from RefSeq and is a predicted model, not a curated record. Bases 393 to 1964 code for a protein of 523 amino acids. Lineage: Eukaryota; Metazoa; Mollusca; Bivalvia; Myida; Myidae. Gene Ontology annotation, cellular component: plasma membrane. Gene Ontology annotation, biological process: neuropeptide signaling pathway. The transcript is spliced from 4 exons. Gene Ontology annotation, molecular function: neuromedin U receptor activity.